AGCAGGUUGCAAUGGGGACGAAGGGUAGAGGCUGGAGCCACAAUUGAUACCACCUGCAGCUCAUCAGCAUGCUCGUUAGCCGGCUUUACUCCUGGCUAUUUAGGAUCAAGCAGGAGCUCCAGUCUUCGCCAGAUUGUCAUUAUAUGCAGCGUGCCUAAGACCUUGAUCCCUCAGUUAACCUCAGCACCCAGGAUUUGGACUACUCAUCAUACCAAGCCGCCUGCCUACCUGUGUAGAGGAUUAAAAUGAAACUCAAAUGAUAAACAGAGUUAAAUGCUGGGAUCCCAUUUAAAAUGCGGGAAACUGAGCCCAGUGAGGAUGAUAACUUACCAGAUGCUGAACUGGAGACUCCGCUACCCUCAACAAGUCAAGACCACAACUGUGAGAUCGAAACGAGACCACAGCGACCUCGGAGACAGCGAAGACCACCAAGAACACUGAGAUACCACAAAAUUGGAACUCCGUCCUGUUAUAGUCUGGCUGCAUUACACACCUAUGUGUGCUGUGUUGUACACAAGCUGCAGCGGUCAGCGGCGCCUCCGCAUUCACAACAUGGCGGUCAACUGCUGCUCUCAGCUGGCUGACCUCUACCGUAACUGUGAGACGGACACAAUCAUCAACUUCUUCUCCAAAUACGCUUUCCGAGGCGUCUUAAACAACCCCACAAAGGCAGUCAGAGACACUCUGGUCAACCAGUGUGCUCAGAUUCUGGCUUGUUACAGAAAGAACUGUUCUAGUCCUUCAUCUGCUGGUCAGCUGAUUCUCCCAGAAUGCAUGAAGCUGCUUCCCGUGUAUCUGAACUGCGUGCUGAAGAGUGACGUGCUGCUGCCGGGAGCUGACGUCUCGCUGGACGACAGGGCUUACCUCAGGCAGCUGAUCAGCUGCAUGGACGUCGCAGAGACCCACAUCUUCUUCUACCCCCGCCUGCUGCCACUGAUGAAGUUGGAAAGUGGGUCGUUACCGGUGGCAGUGAGGGACUCGGAGGAAAGGUUGUCAAAAGGCGGCGUUUACCUCCUGGAGACGGGGCUCCACCUCUUCCUGUGGGUGGGAGCCAGCGUCCAGCAGGAGCUGCUCCUCAACAUCUUCGGCACUCCGAGCUUCAGCCAGAUCGACUCGAACAUGACAAGUCUGCCUGUUCUGGACAACCCCUUCUCCCAGAGACUCCGAGAAAUCGUUGACUCCUUCAGAGCACAGCGGUCACGAUACAUGAAGCUGAUGGUGGUGAAACAGGAAGACAGAGCCGAGCUGAUAUUCAAGCACUUCUUAGUGGAGGACAAGAGCGCCAGCGGGGGAGCGUCAUACGUGGACUUCUUGUGUCACAUGCACAAGGAGAUCCGCCAGCUUCUCAGCUAGGCCUCGUUAAUCACACCUUCACCUCUGAUCCCCACCACAGACACACCUCCACCCAACCCUGGUCACCUUUCACCCUCCCAUGUGAAAGGAAGCGCUUUAUUUCCCCCUUCUUUCCUCCUUUUUUUUUUUUUUUAUUAACCUAAUAAACUAAGCUCUCCUUGCUGUCUGUCAGCUGAGCACCAGAGACCAGCUGGCGGAUCACAGCAUGUCUGAUAGUGUGUAAGAAGUGAGAUUGAUAAUGUGAUCUUAGCAAAGCUUAACUCUGCCUCAGAUCUACUGCUCCCACACAGCAGGAGCAGAAUAACUGACAAGGAAGGGUAAUGUAUAUACACAAGUGAACAAUUAUGUAUGCAACAGACAGAGUGAUGGAGGUGGCUGGUGUUAACUGUAGUUGCUGUACUGUCUGUAUUAUUAGCACUGAAAGGCUGUUUUGGGGGGGUGCAUAAACAACUCUAAUAGCAAACACUUUUUAUAUGAUUGAAUCCCAAUACAAUGAUGGACAUCUAUGUAUGAAAAUGGAAUUAAAUAAAUGCUGUUCUAUCUGUCUCUUAUCCACUUUAAUCAUGGCCUUAGUACCUGCUCCCCAUGCUGCUCCAAUCAUCCAUAAUGUAAGUGUGUGCUUGUUUUCAGAUGUAAGGAUUAGCCCAGUUUUUAUCUCCUGCUAUGUUUCCAGGUGUAACGUCCAACUCAAACUUAAAUACAGAAAGCAUUUACAGAACAGUUUUAAAAUAAAUAAAUCUGGUUUCACUGGAAAUGAGUCUACAUAAGACUGAUGAGUAAUCACACAUUUUGAUAUGUUAAUUCCCUUUAAUGGUGCAAACAUCUGGCUCCGUUUGGAUUCAGAUGAACUAGAUGUUCAUUUUAGAUUAAAAACUCUGAGGCAUGGGAGCUUUUCUUUUCAGCACGGCAGUGAUGGAACACCUCUAAUCGUGAGUGACGUAGUGCUGCAGACUUUAUAUUAAUCAGAAGAGUUCGUCUCCUGAGCACAGAGUGACAACAGAUGGUUGAACACCAGGUCAUGUUUGCAGGUUUUGAGUUGUUCCCCACUGAAGAGUUGAAAAUGUGUUCGGCGUGUAAAUAGAAUAUAUAAUCUGUACAGAAUUAAUAGAAAAUAACAAUUUUAACAGCUUGCCUGAGCAGCUGUGGUCGGUUGAUGGUUUCUCUGUCACUAUUAGCCAAAAUAUAAAAUCAUGGCUUUUACUGACGAGAGGAAGAUGGGCUUUUUAUUAUUAUUUGUGUGAGUGCAAGAUGUGUGUGUGAAAGUGCGGUCGGUCCUGGUGAAUUUCUCACGGGGGAACAGAGGGAUCAGCCAACACACGAACACACAUUACUCUUGAGAUUAAAUGCUGUUUUCAUUUAUCACUUUUUCUUUUUUUUUUUUUCUUUUUUUUAUGUGACUUUGUGUUUGGUGUGUGUGUGUGUGUGUGUGUGUAGCCCUCUGUUCCAGCUUUGUGUUCACUGAUUCUGAUUGACCCACCGUCUUGACUGUAAUUUCAUUUUCUCUUCCUUUGACUUUUUUUUCAUUGCCUCUUGGGACUGCUAAUAAAAUGAUUGUUAAAAG
Melanotaenia boesemani (Boeseman's rainbowfish) is the source of this 2914-nucleotide messenger RNA. RefSeq names its product protein transport protein Sec24C-like. Bases 496 to 1353 code for a protein of 285 amino acids. Gene Ontology annotation, molecular function: zinc ion binding; SNARE binding. NCBI's taxonomy places the organism in Eukaryota, Metazoa, Chordata, Actinopteri, Atheriniformes, Melanotaeniidae. The record is from RefSeq and is a predicted model, not a curated record. The transcript has 8 exons. Gene Ontology annotation, cellular component: endoplasmic reticulum exit site; COPII vesicle coat. Gene Ontology annotation, biological process: COPII-coated vesicle cargo loading; intracellular protein transport; endoplasmic reticulum to Golgi vesicle-mediated transport.